Molecule: messenger RNA, 918 nt
Organism: Schistocerca gregaria
Lineage: Eukaryota; Metazoa; Arthropoda; Insecta; Orthoptera; Acrididae
Gene: ORMDL
Product: ORM1-like protein 3
Exons: 4
Coding region: 124-582 (152 amino acids)
Biological process (GO): intracellular sphingolipid homeostasis; ceramide metabolic process; negative regulation of ceramide biosynthetic process
Cellular component (GO): endoplasmic reticulum membrane
Source: RefSeq, a predicted model, not a curated record
UUGCAUAUCUUUGGAUGGUUAUGUUUGAAAGGUGUGUUGACUUGUGGAGUAAAGUCCCGGCGUGACAUUCGACGUUUGAUCGUAAUAAUUUUUUUUCCAAAUGUUCCAGAUGACGAAAUAAAAAUGCUAGUUGGCGGCCACGGCGAAUCUAAUCCGAACACAAACUGGCUGGACAGUCGUGGUUUAUGGAUUAGUUACGCUGUGGGGAUGCUUGUGCUUCAUCUGAUUCUUCUAAGUAUACCAGUUUUCAGUGUAGCAUUUGCUUGGACUCUUACGAAUAUCAUCCAUAAUUUGUGUCACUUUUUUUUCCUUCACUUCGUGAAAGGCUCACCAUGGGUUCCUCAAGAUCAAGGGGACAGUAGGGAACUUACCCAUUGGGAGCAAAUUGAUUAUGGAGAGCAGUUUACUGUUACUCGGAAAUUCUUGACGGUUGUGCCCAUUGUACUGUUUUUCCUGGCUAGCUACUACACAAGGUAUGCAACUGGACAUUUCGUAGUGAAUUUUGUAUCGAUGAUGUUGGUUUUGCUGCCGAAGCUACCACAGUUCCACAGAGUGAGACUUUUUGGUAUAAAUAAGUACUAAGUAUUUUUCUGAUGACUUACUGUGUGUAAAAUUAUACAAUGUUACAGACGUCACUGCAUCUUUUGCAGAUGCACUGUACUUACAGUAUAAACUGCCAUUAUGUUUGAGAUUGCAGUUAAGUGUGUGUGUUUUUUAAACACUCUCAAGCUUUGAGAAGUGUAUGGCAGGUAUUGUUACUUCAUUUUCUGUGUAAAACUUUCCAUAUAAACACGAUAUUGUUCAGACUUUCUUUGCAUUGAUUUUACCUCUGUUGUUUGACAAAUUUCUUUUGGUUAGGAUAUUUGUGUAAAAAGAAAGAAAGCGAAUAUUGUUUAAAUAAACUCACUGAAAUGGUGA